UUAAUAUCAAACAACGUUCUGUUCCUUGACAUGCCUGUAGGAGUUGGAUUUUCGUACUCAAACACUUCCUCUGAUUUGCUCACCAAUGGUGACAAGAGGACCGCCCAAGAUUCUCUGAAGUUUCUGCUGAAAUGGUUAGAACGCUUUCCCAAAUACAAAGGGAGAGACUUUUAUAUAGCUGGGGAGAGCUACGGAGGUGAAACCUUUUUGUCACUUAUCUCUAUCUUCUGUGCCGUUGUAAGACACAACCAAGCUUCUGAGGAAAAAGCUACUAACAUUAAGGGUUACAUGGUAGGAAAUGGGCUGAUGGAUGAUUUCCAUGACCACCGAGGUCUUUUCCAAUAUAUUUGGUCACUGGGUUUUAUCUCUGACCAGACAUACAACCUCCUGAAUCUUUCCUGCGGGUUAGAGUCAUUUGUUCACCCGUCCGAAGCAUGUCAGAAGGUUCUGGAUACUGCAGACAAGGAAAUGGGAAACAUCGACCAAUACAUUGUCUUCACCCCAACAUGCCCUGCAAACGUCUCCCAGUCAAAACUGUUGCUAAAGAAAAGACCUAUAUUCGGCCGUGUCAGCGAAGAGUAUGAUCCUUGCACAGAGAAGCACUCUAGAGUGUACUUCAAUCCUCCAGAGGUUCAAAAGGCCCUCCACGUCCCACCCGAAUUUGCACCAUCCAAAUGGGACAUUUGCAGUGAUACCGUGAGUGAACACUGGAAUGAUUCUCCACCCUCGGUUCUGAACAUUUACCACGAGCUUAUAGCCGUUGGACUUCGUAUCUGGGUUUUCAGUGGAGAUGCUGAUGCUGUUGUACCGGUCACAGCAACCCGUUACAGCAUAGAGGCUCUCAACCUUCGUCCUCUGAGCCCAUGGUAUUCAUGGUACAUGGAUGGACAGGUCGCAGGCUGGACCCAGCAAUACGCAGGAUUGAACUUCGUUACAGUGAGAGGUGCAGGCCAUGAAGUACCUCUGCACAGACCGAAGCAGUCUCUUGAGCUCUUCAAGGCCUUCGUGUCUGGAAAUCCGCUACCAACGUCUGAGAAGAACAGCGGCCACAUGCCUGAACAAGCCAUUGUUGUCCCUGAACUUGUCAGUGAUGCAUGAUGAGAGCUCUGCCUGUUAAGGUUCACUGGGGUUUGAUCAGAAACUUUGAAAGAGCUAUUCUAGGAAUAAAGAGGCAUAUA
Messenger RNA from Tarenaya hassleriana, 1178 nucleotides. Its product is annotated as serine carboxypeptidase-like 29. The annotation marks the transcript as partial. Gene Ontology annotation, biological process: proteolysis. The transcript is spliced from 8 exons. Lineage: Eukaryota; Viridiplantae; Streptophyta; Magnoliopsida; Brassicales; Cleomaceae. Gene Ontology annotation, molecular function: serine-type carboxypeptidase activity. Gene Ontology annotation, cellular component: vacuole. The record is from RefSeq and is a predicted model, not a curated record.